Molecule: messenger RNA, 1317 nt
Organism: Fulvia fulva
Lineage: Eukaryota; Fungi; Ascomycota; Dothideomycetes; Mycosphaerellales; Mycosphaerellaceae
Product: AP-2 complex subunit mu
Exons: 1
Coding region: 1-1317 (438 amino acids)
Biological process (GO): clathrin-dependent endocytosis; intracellular protein transport
Cellular component (GO): AP-2 adaptor complex; cytoplasmic vesicle
Molecular function (GO): clathrin-cargo adaptor activity
Source: RefSeq, a predicted model, not a curated record
AUGCUGUCCGGCAUACUGCUCUUCAAUCAGAAGGGCGAACUGCUCAUUCUACGAGCCUUUCGCCAGGAUAUGCGCCCUCGCCUUGCCGAUGUCUUCCGCAUCCAAGUCAUCUCGAACCCUCAGAUCCGCUCGCCCAUCCUGACCCUGGGAAGCACGACCUUUAGCCAUAUCAAGAGCGAGAACAUCUACAUCGUCGGUGUAUCGAAGGGCAAUGUCAACAGUGCGCUGGUCUUCGACUUCCUGUACAAGCUGGUCCAGCUGGGAAAGAGCUACUUUGGACGAUUCGACGAGGAAGCGGUCAAGAGCAAUUUCGUCAUGGUUUACGAGCUGCUGGACGAGAUUUUGGACUUUGGCUACCCGCAGAAUACUGAGACCGAGACAUUGCAAAUGUACAUUACCACGGAAGGGGUGAAGAGCGAGAGGGCAUUGGAGGACAGCAGCAGGAUCACGAUGCAGGCUACAGGAGCAUUGAGCUGGAGAAGAGAAGGCAUCAAAUACCGCAAGAACGAGGCUUUCGUGGAUGUUAUUGAAGACGUCAAUCUCUUGGUGUCUGCGUCAGGAACGGUCCUAAGAGCAGAUGUCAACGGAGCCAUUGAGAUGCGAGCAUAUCUUUCUGGCACGCCUGAAUGCAAAUUCGGGCUUAACGAUGCCCUCACUCUCGGAAGCCAUGGAUUGGACACCCCAGGACCGAUCGGCAAUCUUUCUGGCAACAAGGCGACGAAAGCUGCGGCAGGAAGCGUCACCCUCGAGGACGUUUCCUUACAUCAAUGUGUGAAGCUCAGCUCUUUCACCCAGGACCGUACUGUUUCUUUCAUUCCACCGGAUGGUUCCUUCCAGCUGAUGAGCUAUCGGUGCUCCGAGAACGUCAAUCUGCCAUUCAAGGUACAAGUCAUCGUCAACGAAAUUGGGAGGACCAAGGUCGAGUACAGCAUCGCCAUAAGAGCCAACUACGGGGUGAAGCUCUUCGCUACAAAUGUCGUUGUGCGGAUACCCACGCCGCUCAACACCGCAAACACGAGUCAUCGGGCAUCACAAGGCAAAGCAAAGUAUGUCCCAUCUGAGAACGUCAUCGAGUGGAAGAUUGCCCGAUUUACGGGUCAGAGCGAGUUUGUGCUUUCAGCAGAGGCAGAACUGAGCGCUAUGACAACGCAUAAAGCAUGGAGCAGGCCGCCGUUGAGCAUGCAGUUCAGCUUGCUGAUGUUCACGAGUUCUGGUCUGCUUGUGAGAUACCUCAAGGUGUUUGAGAAGAGCAACUAUUCGAGCGUCAAGUGGGUGCGAUAUAUGACUAGAGCUGGAAGUUAUGAGAUCCGCUUUUAG